Molecule: messenger RNA, 2253 nt
Organism: Closterium sp. NIES-67
Lineage: Eukaryota; Viridiplantae; Streptophyta; Zygnematophyceae; Desmidiales; Closteriaceae
Source: the annotation of a GenBank genome assembly
AACCCUCGAUUCUUUCUUACAGCACUCAAUCAACUUCCCUUAGAAAGCUGUAUUGACGCACAUCAGCAGCAUCCCUUGCGCAUACUUGCUUUCUCGUAACUUCUCCCCGCCAGCCGCGCACGCGCAAACUGUGACUAUCGUUCCUCCGCCCUCCCAGCGCCAACAUUCCGCGCAGCUUACCGCCUUAGAAGCGUUCCCCCGCUUCCGCGCGCCUCCAUGGCGGCCCUUUCCAGUCUCUUCGACAAUAACCCCUUCCGCCGCGCCCCCCUCCCCUCCGCGCCUUCCCCAGCCGUUGGCCCUGCAGCUGCGCCCGCCGGACAAACCCCCGCACCCCCCGCGCGCAAAGGGCCUUCCCCCUCCGCAAAGCUGGGCGCGGCGCUUGCAGAGGCGGCUGCGCUCCGGAAGUCCGCGGGGAAAGGGGAGGGUAAAGCGGAGGCAAGUGAGAAAGGCGGAAAGAAGACGAAAAAGCGCAAAGGGGAAGAGGCGGAUGAGGGCGCGGGAGUGAGUAUAGGGGGCGGAAGGGAAGGGGAAGCGGGAGGGGCGCCGGUUCGGGGAAAGGGCGGAGAGGGAGCGGAUGUCACGGUGGCGAAAGGAGCACAGGCGGAAGGCGGGGGGAAGAUAAAGCGGAGAAGGGGGGAAGGGGAGGGUGAGAAGCGAAAGAAAGGACAGAAAGGCGCUAUUGAACGUCGGAGUGAGGGGCCUGGGGAGGAGACGAGGGGUUUGGAGCGAGAAGGUGUUGCACCAAACGAUGGCAAGAAGGGAGAUAAGAAAAGGGCGAAGAAAAAGGAGAAGAAGGAGAAGCAGGUGGAGGGAGGAGAGGGCUCCCAAAAGGUUAAGGGGUCAGGGUUUAAGGCAGAUUCUGAGAGCCGCAGAGAGGAGGGGAAGGAGAUCGACGGUGUGGAUGAGGAAGAUGAUGAGGAGGUAGAGGAGGAGGGGGAUGUGGAAGGGGGUGUGGAGGAAGAGGAGGAGGAGCAAGAGAACGAAGACGGGGAGGAGGACGCAGACGACAGCAGUGGCAGCACUUCGAGUGAGGGAGAGGAGGAGGAGGAGGAUGAGGAGGACGAGUUAGAAGGGGAUUUAGUGGGGUGGGGCGAGGAGGACGGAGGAGAGUCGGAGGAGGACGAGGAGGUCGAAGAGGAAGAGGAAGAGGUAGGGGGGAACGGGCGAACGGAGGCAGAAGGAGCAGAGGGAGCAGCGGGAGCAGCGGGUGAGAGCAAGGGCAAGGAGACGGGCGAAGCCAAUACGAGCAGCGGAGCCGCAGCAGCAGCGGCGACGGCGGAUAGGGCGUUGACGGGGGCGGAGAGGCGCGCGGAGAAGCGCGCGGAGAAGCAGCGCGCGCGCGAGGAGCGCGAGGAGAAGCUGCGGCGCACGGUGUUCGUGGGGAACCUGCCCGUGGGCGUGGGGCGGAAGGCCCUCGCGCGCCUCUUCACCACUAUCGGCCCUGUGGAGUCCGUGCGCCUGCGCUCCAUGCCGCUCGCCGACGACACCAAGAAGAUGCCGCGUCGCUCUGCCGUGCUGAAGAACAAGAUUUCCGCCACCCUCAAGAGCUGCAAUGCCUAUGUGGUGUUCAAGACCCCAGACUCUGUCACACCUUCGCUCGCACUCAACAUGACCUUGUUUGAGGGGCGUCACAUUCGCGUGGACCGUGCUGCGCCUCCCGCACCCCCCAAGUCAGCCACUGGAGCAGCAGCAGCAGCAGCGGCGGCAGCGGCAGUGGGUGGGGCGCAUGCGGCGGGUGACAUGCAAGCAGCAGUGAAGUACGACCCGUGGCGGUCGCUGUUCCUGGGGAACCUGCCACACGAUGUCGAUGAGGAGGAGGUACUAUCUCUCUUCGCAUUACCCUCAGCGUCAGCAUCGGCAGCAGUGGAGGUGGAGGGGGUGCGUGUGGUGAGGGACCGGCACACCAACCAGGGCAAGGGCAUCGCCUUUGUACUAUUUAAGACUCGGGAGGCGGCGAGAGCAGCGCUGUCGCAGCGGCGCAAGGGGGCAGAGGUGCGGGGCCGGGCAGUGCGAGUCAUGCCUCUGUCUCUCAAAGCGCAGGAGCAGACCCGUGCCAAGGCGCAGAUACAGGCCGAGAAACGGGGCAGGAAGGCAGGGAGAGGAAGUAGAUGAAAAUUUGGAUGGUUGAGUGAGUAGGGUAUGCGUGCGUGCCUGCGCUUGUUGCAUAGCCUCUCACAUAGGCAUUUGAAGUUAUGGUAAACGGUAGUAUAUGUCAGCAGAUAUAGACCGUAGGCUUUUCGAUGUACAAUGUCA